AUGUGGUACAGACGGUCUUUGGUUUGUUUUUAUUUGGCGGUAAUUGCAAGUGUCAUCGGCGAUUGUGGGCCAAGACUGAAGUAUGCUUGGGGUGAUGCGUUGCAGGGCACAGACUGUCCGGGGCCAGAUGGAACGCCCUAUCCUAGACAUUUAGUAAAUCGCGCAGUAAAAUCUGGACCAUGGGGUCAGUCAUCACGCCAAGGUCGGGAUAUGAAGACGCUGAAUCCCGAAUUGAUGAGGAAAGCAUUGUUGGAGGCUCAUGGAGGGUAUUCUGAGGGCGUGAUGAAAGCACCGAGUAAUAGAACAGCUCGUGCAUCAAAUCUACCUGGAAUAGCUCCUAACCCACAAAGCACUUGUGGUGGUACCAGAUUAUGUAAAACCCGCUAUAAUACGACAGCUCCUAUGUACGGAGUGUCUCUCACUUCUGGGCAACCUGUUACAAUUGUCCAGAAGUUCCCUGAUCUACUACAGCAGGUCGUCUUCGAGGUUUGCGAAUCUACCGAGUGCUCCAUGGUCCGAGGCUCGUGUACGCAAACCUACGUUCCCUAUUUAUUCUUGGUACUGCCCUUGGGGCCUGUCACCCUUACUGGACAGGACUACGUGCUGGUGGAGUCAGGCUGUGUCUGCAGGCCGGAUCCAGUUGUGUAG
Messenger RNA from Leptosia nina, 648 nucleotides. The record is from the annotation of a GenBank genome assembly. NCBI's taxonomy places the organism in Eukaryota, Metazoa, Arthropoda, Insecta, Lepidoptera, Pieridae.